AUGAAUAGCGAUAGAUCUUCUUUUGUGCAAACCUAUUGCAUGAAUUCUCGAGGAGGAGUUCGGCCCAUAGCACAAUGCACUGCACGAGCAGCACCAGAAGCUGGGGCUAUAGCUGCCGCUGGGGCAGACUGCACGACAGUAGCCAAAGCGGACCCCACACUGCCACCUCGUUGGUACUUUUUCAAUGGAGUUUGUACCAAAGCAGAAGCCGAUUUUCCAAGGCCAUCACUAAUGCUUUGGCAGAGAGACCAAUUUUGCAGCUCCAGUACCAACAGCAAACAAGGACUUAAUGGGAGGAAGGCCUUUUAA
This is a messenger RNA of Striga asiatica, 309 nucleotides long. The record is from the annotation of a GenBank genome assembly. Lineage: Eukaryota; Viridiplantae; Streptophyta; Magnoliopsida; Lamiales; Orobanchaceae.